AUGAGGAAUAUACGGAUCAAACCUCCACAGAGUCUCUGGAUUCUGUCUGUAACGCUAGAGGACAGCAACAGAUUCUGCAGACCGUGUUCAGUCAAACUGAUCGACUGCAGGAACCUCAUGAUGAAGAUUAAAACAGAACCCACAGAAGAGGAACAUCACAAUGAUGAAGAUGAAGACAAUCAUGAUGAUGAUUUUAUUCCUUCAGAUGUAAAGAGUGAUUCAUGUUUAAAUGGAGAAACGUCCUCAACAGCAAAAGAGCGACUGGCUGCACAAACUUUUCCCUGCAUCACCUGUGAAAAGACAUUCAGCUCACAGAGACAUUUAGAGAGACAUGAGAGAAAACAACACGCACCGCAAAAACUCACCUGCACCAGAUGUAAGAUCAGCUUUACUACCUUACAAGAGAAGAAACUUCAUUUAGAAGAGCACAGAAAGAAGACAAGAAAGAGGGAGCAGUUUCACUGUGAACAGUGUGGGAAAAAUUACUUCACAACAAAGUCUAAUAUAAAUGCUCACGUGAAAAAACACACUGAAGAAAAACUCCGGUGUUUACAUUGUGAUAAACGUUUCAGUCAGAAACGUCAGCUGAUAGCCCACGAGAGAGUUCAUACCGGAGGAAAACCAUUCUGCUCUCACUGUGGAAAGAGUUUCUCUAAUUUGGCUCAUUUUCGUGUUCAUCUGAGACUUCACACUGGAGAAAAACCUUUUCACUGUAAUGUCUGCCAGAAGAGAUUUAAGCAAUGUAACAUUUUAGUGUCACACCAAAGAAUUCAUACGGGUGAAAGACCUUUCAAAUGCUCUCAGUGUGACAAGACGUUUACUCAGUUAGCUAACUUAACAACCCAUCAGAGAGUUCACACCGGAGAGAAACCUUACCUAUGCUCCAUCUGUGGAAAGAGAUUCGCUGGUUCAUCUCAAUUCAAAGUUCAUCAGAGAGUUCACACUGGAGAGAAACCUUAUCACUGCAAUGUUUGUGGGAAGAGUUUCAAUCAACGGGAAAAUUUAGUAUCGCACCAGAGAAGUCAUACGGGUGAGAAACCUUUUAAAUGCUCUCAGUGA
This is a messenger RNA of Paramisgurnus dabryanus, 1059 nucleotides long. Lineage: Eukaryota; Metazoa; Chordata; Actinopteri; Cypriniformes; Cobitidae. The record is from RefSeq and is a predicted model, not a curated record.